AGGCUGCCACAGUCGCCGCCGUCCGAGCGUCUGGAGGGACCUCACCGUCCUCCAGCUGCGGGAUUCGAGUGCACUUGCCCAGCUUUCCUUCGAACGUCCAUCCGUGGUAAGGGCACUCGAUGCAUCCCGUGGAUGGAUCAAUACGUCCCUCGCUAAGGGGUGCAAGACGAUGUGGACAGGCAUCUUUGACCGCAUUCCAGCGCUUUCCAUUGUUGUCCCACCAUAUUACAAUUG
Nannochloropsis gaditana CCMP526 is the source of this 234-nucleotide messenger RNA. RefSeq names its product accelerated cell death 1. The annotation marks the transcript as partial. The record is from RefSeq and is a predicted model, not a curated record. The transcript has a single exon.